CUGAAGCCGGCGUCUGUCUUCAUACCAGAGCACUCUGCCUAUUCAUUGGAACAUCGUUCCAAUAUUCUCUGGAUAUCCUGAUCGAAAACGGCUUUAAAAGGCGCCGCACACCACAUCGCCACUUGCCGGCAAACUGUUGCUUUAGCAAUUGCUGAGUCCGGAGUCCUGCCCUUAUACCCAGAGCUGACAUAAAGUUCACAGGUUCCCCAACCCCUUCCCAACAUUGACACCUCAGCCUCUUAGUCAACCAUCAACUCGGCAAGCAGGCCACAACUUCACCAUGACUCUAGAAAACAACAAGCUUCAUUGGACGCAGCGGGUUGCCUUAAUCAGGCACAACUUGCAUGCUGCCAGCCGUACCGGCGACUUCACGUUCUUCAAGACACUUCAAGCGCAUCGACUACUCGAAGGGACCGAUCACAUGGCAACCUUGACGGCCGCAAUCGGCGAUGCUGCAGACCAAGUUCUGGCGUCGCUUGACAACUACAACUCGGUGAUGGCAUAUGUCCACGAAGACGCGUUUAAAAACGUCUAUGAGGGAGUCAAAGCCGGCGUCAGAGACCAGGUUGGAAGUUUCGAGGAUCGUCGGGCUAUCUAUUAUGUCGAUUGUGCGCAGCAGAAGGAGAAGGCCGAAAAGGCCAUUGACAAGAUGAUCAAUUCCGCCAUUACGAUGAUCAACACUCAGCCAGCCUACGUUCAGGAGGAGACUGCCAAUAUCUGGAUCUGGGGUGCAACCUUUGUCGCGGACGCGAUGGAAGUCUGUUUGUCACAGAUUGACCAAAUAGAGUGCUACUUGGAUGACUUCAUACGCCUCGAGAACUCGUGGGCGGUGGUGCAGAGUGCUGUUGGUUCCUCCAUCGGCGCCAUCAAAGGCAUCUUCAACCUUAUGGCACCCAGCCAAAGCCCGGAACUUCAACAACGUUCUGAGCAGACCGAAGGAACCGUCCGCUCAAUGUUGCGCAGAAUGAGCACAGCCAUGACGUCGGGCAUGAACUCUGCCACUACCUCACGCAGGCAAUCCACUGCUUCCAUCUCGGCAGCGCCGCCAUUGAACCACGGCACGCUCCAGACUCCACCCGGCCAUCUGCAGCCCAAGUUCGCGUGGAGGCCCAAUGCUUUGAAAUACAGCGGCGGAACAUUCGAGCCGCUAGCCGCCAUCCCUCCAACUCCAGCUGCCAUGCUGAGUAACCCGUUCGAGAGCUCUGCAUUUAAUGCUAGCAACCAGCACUUCAGUGUCGGCGAAGACAUUCCUCCUGUCCCGACCCUCACUUUCCCUUGCGACAGCGACAGCCCACCCAUCGCCAACAGCGGCGCCAUCCCUACCGACCCCCACGAUAGCAUGGGCCCACGCAUAAUCUCUCCGCACUCGAACGGGUCCUCGGAGCAGACGUCCGUCUCUUCCACACGGCCUCGCAGCCAAAACGUGCAUGACCCACAGCCGGUCUUCGACGACGUGCUCUUCAUGGACAACCACGAUCCCCUUUCGCCGAAUGCGGACGAGCAUAUGGCCGACUCGCCGUCGGAUGCCGGGAUUGGCCUUAAUAGUGGUUUGUUUCGCCGGCUGUCGACCAUGAGCUUUAGGCCCACGGCUGUGCAUUAGGUGGGAUGAGGGGAGUGGAUGUGUAAGUGUCCGGAGAAGGUACAGUUGUCUGAGUGGUGUGUGUUGUGUGGGCGGUUGGUGCUCGUUGUUUGUUUGUUUGUCUGCUGUCUCAGUGUUUGCCGUCGCUGUCAUCGUUCGCUAUUCUUAUCGCCCUUGCUAUUCUUAUAUGGGCCAUGACUGGGAUAUAGCUAUCUAUGGUCUUGGUUUUCCGUCGUCUCUCCUCAUCCUCUUUUUCGGCUCUAAUACGCAUUUCGGUAUGUCACUGUCACAUAGUUGUUUUCGAGCCUGCUUCUGUCUUUCUUGAUUUUGUUCAAACCGCUAAAAGGGAUCGGAUUGUAAGAAAGGGUCGUGUAAUGUGUGG
Aplosporella prunicola CBS 121167 is the source of this 1961-nucleotide messenger RNA. RefSeq lists its product as uncharacterized. The transcript is spliced from 3 exons. Bases 281 to 1600 code for a protein of 439 amino acids. Lineage: Eukaryota; Fungi; Ascomycota; Dothideomycetes; Botryosphaeriales; Aplosporellaceae. The record is from RefSeq and is a predicted model, not a curated record.